This is a messenger RNA of Paramecium sonneborni, 917 nucleotides long. NCBI's taxonomy places the organism in Eukaryota, Ciliophora, Oligohymenophorea, Peniculida, Parameciidae. The record is from the annotation of a GenBank genome assembly.
AUGAACAAAAGGACAAUCAUAGAAGACUUAAAUGGGUUGAAUGUUUCAAGACUUUUAAUGUAAAUAAAAGAAGGUAACAUUUAAUAACAUAUUAGUAACAUAAGAUGAGUUGUAUGAAGAUAUGACAUAAUUGAAAACAAGAGCGUUAGGAUUAUUAAAAGAAUAUUAAUCUUCUUUAUAAUAAAAAGAGAAUAUUAGAUAAUUAAGUUAAUAAAUACGUAAAGAUGUAACAAACAUCAGCAAUGAUUAUAGUUAAAUAAUUGAAAAGAUGAAUAAAAGUAUAGAUUACAUAUUUAAAUCGAUUGAGAGUAUCAUAUCAUUUUAAAAGAAUAAGAAAGUAACGAUUUAUGAAUUUAUAAAGAAAUGAAUAAAAUGUUCAAUUUUGGUCGAAGAAUUUCUUGAAAAGGAUCUCCAAUUUAUGUACUAGUUUCAUUUCUGAUAAAAUUUGAACCAUCUGGAAUAUCUAUGGCUUAUACCAGUAUUAUCGAUGUUAAUUGUAGAAUAUCAUUUAUAAAGGACUAAAUCUAAUAAAAUUAAACUGAUAAAAAAUAUAGUUAAUUAGUAAUAAUUGAAAGAGUGGAUGCUUUAUAAGAAGCAUUGAAUUUAUAUAAAAUUGAGAAAAUUAGAUUUAUAAUCAAAAAAUAGAAUAUUAUAAUGACUUAAUGUUAAUAUGAUACUGCUGAUUUAUAUUAAAUGUUACAAAAAGUAGAAUCAUUCAAAGAGUAAGAAAAAAAUUAUAAAAUUAAUCAAUAAUAGAAGAUAAAGAUAUAAAAAGAAGAUUUUUCGAUUUAGCAUUAAAAAUAAAGAGUGAAUUACCUAUAAAUCAUCCAAGUAAAAAAGUAUUGGUAUCAAUUCUAUAUGAAAAUGGUUAAAAUAUAGAUGUAUCAGAAUGGUACGAUUGGAUUCUUAAUUUAUGA